AUGGAUUUUGAAAAUAAGGUUACCGAAUUGGCUCUAAAUUUACAUAAAAUUGAUGCGGUGAAGUUUGGAGAUUUCAUGACUAAGAGCGGAAUAAAAACACCGGUCUACUUCGAUUUAAGAGUAAUAGUUAGUUAUCCCGAUGUGAUGGAACUAAUAACUGAACUUCUAUACGAGUUUGCGGUCGCAAACAGCAAAUACGACCACGUUUGCGGUGUGCCCUAUACUGCUUUACCCAUAGCGACAUUACUUAGUGUUAAAGCCAAGAAAUCAAUGUUAAUGCGCCGGAAAGAAGCAAAAUCGUACGGAACUAAGAAAAUGAUUGAAGGCCACUAUCAGACUGGGGACAGGUGCCUAAUUAUCGAGGAUGUUGUGACAUCAGGUUCCAGUGUUAUGGAGACAGUGAAUGACUUGAGAAAGGAAGGUCUAAAGGCUGAAGAAGCAUUCAUUAUAUUAGAUAGAGAACAAGGGGGCAGGGAAAAUCUUGAGUCUAAUAAAGUUCAAAUGAAAGCGCUGCUAACAAUGACUAAAUUAAUAGAGAUACUUCUCGAAAAUAACAGAAUAACUGAACAAACAGCUAAUGAAGUAAGAGAUUAUCUUCAAAAUGUCAAAGCUCCAUCAGUAGUAAAAGUAAAUGAAAGAAUGUUUUUGUCAUAUGAGAAAAGAGCGGAAUUAUCAACAAAUGCAAUUGCAAAACAGCUCUUUAAUAUAAUGGCUGCAAAGAAGACAAAUCUUUGCCUCUCUGUGGACCUUACAUCCUCAACAAAAAUUUUGGACCUUAUUGAAAAAGUUGGUAAUCAUGUCUGCUUAAUCAAGACCCAUGUGGAUAUAAUUGAAGAUUUUUCAAGUGGCUUUGUCUCGUCCUUGCAACAUCUCGCUAAGAAGUUAAAUUUCCUGAUUUUGGAAGACAGAAAAUAUGCAGAUAUCGGUCACACUGUUUCUCUACAAUAUACAAGAGGUCUGUAUAAUGUCAGUGACUGGGCUGAUUGUGUGACAUGCCACUCUUUGCCUGGCGAAGGGAUUUUGAAAGCUCUAAAUGGUGCCUCUAAUACUGAUAAAGGGGUUUUCCUGUUAGCAGAAAUGAGUUCCGAGGGAAAUCUGAUCACACAGCAAUACACUCAAGAAACAGUAAAGAUGGCAGAAAAAUAUGCUGAAUUAAUUUGUGGAUUUGUCUGUCAGAAUAAGGAUACAUUUAAAAACCCAGGUAUUAUCCAAUUAACACCAGGAGUCCAACUUGAGAGCUCUAAAGAUAACUUGGGCCAAGUUUACAAUACCCCUGAAAAGGUUGUGUUGGAAAAUGGUGGUGAUGUUAUGGUAGUCGGAAGGGGUAUUGUUGCAGCUAAGAAUUCAGAAAUUCAGGCCGUCUUAUACAAAGAUGCUCUGUGGAAGUGUUAUACAAAAAGGAUAUCUGGUAAAUUUGAAUAA
Messenger RNA from Leptosia nina, 1422 nucleotides. The record is from the annotation of a GenBank genome assembly. NCBI's taxonomy places the organism in Eukaryota, Metazoa, Arthropoda, Insecta, Lepidoptera, Pieridae.